Molecule: messenger RNA, 3705 nt
Organism: Phyllostomus discolor (pale spear-nosed bat)
Lineage: Eukaryota; Metazoa; Chordata; Mammalia; Chiroptera; Phyllostomidae
Gene: PYROXD1
Product: pyridine nucleotide-disulphide oxidoreductase domain 1
Exons: 12
Coding region: 110-1618 (502 amino acids)
Molecular function (GO): flavin adenine dinucleotide binding; oxidoreductase activity
Source: RefSeq, a predicted model, not a curated record
CCGGGAUCAGGGGCCGGAAGCGACCGUCCCCAGCGACUUCUUUACGGUGGCGAAUGCGACCUCCGUAGUUCCCCCAGAGUAGUCAGUGAACUCUUGGAAAUCUGAGACCAUGGAGGCAGCGCGCCCUCCCGCGACGGCGGGGAAGUUCGUGGUGGUCGGCGGCGGCAUCGCGGGUGUCACUUGUGCGGAGCAGUUGGCGAUUCAGUUUCCAUCAGAAGAGAUUCUCCUGGUAACAGCUUCUCCUGUUAUUAAAGCAGUUACAAAUUUCAAGCAGGUUUCUAAAGUAUUGGAGGAAUUUGAUGUUGAAGAACAACCAAGUACCAUGCUAGAAAACCGCUUCCCAAACAUUAAGGUUAUAGAAUCUGAAGUAAAGCAACUGAAAAGUGAAGAACAUUGCAUUUUAACCGAAGAUGGCAGUGAGCAUGUAUAUAAGAAACUCUGUCUGUGUGCUGGAGCUAAACCGAAGUUGAUAUGUGAAGGAAACCCUUAUGUAUUAGGAAUUCGUGAUACAGAUAGUGCUCAGGAAUUUCAGAAACAGCUUACUAAAGCUAAAAGAAUAAUGAUCAUAGGGAAUGGUGGUAUCGCGCUUGAAUUAGCGUAUGAAAUUGAAGGCUGUGAAGUAAUUUGGGCCAUUAAAGAUAAAGCAAUUGGAAAUACUUUCUUCGAUGCAGGAGCAGCUGAAUUCUUGACCUCAAAGCUCAUUGCUGAAAAACCAGAGGCUAAAAUUGCACAUAAAAGAACCAGGUAUACAACUGAAGGAAGGAAAAAGGAAGCAGAAACCAAAGCUAAUGUUGGUCAUAUAGGCAGUGCCUUAGGACCUGAUUGGCAUGAAGGCUUGAAUCUUAAAGGAACAAAAGAGUUUUCUCAUAAGAUUCACAUUGAAACUAUGUGUGAAGUUAAGAAAAUCUACCUUCUGAAAGAAUUUAGAUUUUCUAAGAAGAACUCCUUGAAUUUCCCAAGAGACCAUCAUAAUCAGUCAGUUACAACUGAUAAAGAGAUAUGGCCUGUAUAUGUGGAACUGACCAACGAAAAGAUAUAUGGCUGUGAUUUCAUUGUCAGUGCUACAGGAGUUACACCAAAUGUAGAACCUUUUCUCUGUGGCAACAAGUUUGCCCUAGGAGAAGACGGGGGCCUGAAAGUGGAUGAUCACAUGUGCACGUCCCUCCCUGACGUCUACGCCGCAGGCGACAUCUGCUCCGCAUCCUGGCAGCCCAGCCCGUUCUGGCAGCAGAUGAGGCUGUGGACCCAGGCUAGACAGAUGGGAUGGUAUGCAGCGAAGUGCAUGGCGGCAGCUACUUCAGGAGACUCUAUUGACAUGGAUUUCAGCUUCGAACUUUUUGCUCAUGUAACAAAGUUUUUUAACUAUAAGGUUGUACUGCUGGGAAAAUACAACGCACAGAGCUUGGGUUCAGACCAUGAAUUAAUGCUGAGAUGCACCAAAGGGCAAGAAUACAUCAAAGUCGUCAUGCAGAAUGGACGAAUGAUGGGAGCUGUGUUAAUUGGUGAAACCGAUUUAGAAGAAACAUUUGAAAACUUAAUAUUAAACCAGAUGAAUCUUUCAUCUUAUGGAGAAGACCUACUGGAUCCCAAUAUUGAUAUAGAAGAUUAUUUUGACUAAAAAGGACAUUUCGAGAAUCGCAUAAAGAUUCAAAUAAGACAAAAUGUCAAGUCAAUAAAGUAAGUGACUGCACUGAUUUAAUGAUGACCACACUGAGGUUAAAAAUACAGAAGUGACCAUGAUUUUAGUGGGAAAGUAUUUAAAAAUAAAAUUCUAAAGAUGAAGUCAAUACAGGUAACAUUUUUUUUCUAAUGCAAAACUGACUAUUUAUGUAAGAAUUUUCAAGUUAUUCAUUUCUGUGUGUUAACCUGAGAUGCCUCAUGAUUUAUUUUGGAGCAAAUUUAGCUAGGCUGUUCCUACCCUAGGCUUGGCCUGGCUAGCAAACCAGAGCCAUUCCUUGACUGUGAAAUGUCAAAAUAGGGCUGUGGUUUCAAGCUUUGAGUUUUAUUUUACUUAAGUAGAGAGCCGUCUUACUUGCUAAUCCUUGUAUUGAUACUUUAUUCCAUUCUAUAUUUGGAUUCUACAUCUCUUAUAACCUGAAAUCACUCACUUUUUGUGAUGAGCAUAUGUAAAAAUGUCAGUAUAAUAACAUUGCUGUCAAAAGACAGUUAUGUCAAAAGAAAAAAAGUACAAGGCAUAAAGAGUUUAAGAUAGUUAUGUAAAUCUACUCUCCUAAGUAUUUUACAUUUGGAGUUUUACAUUAAAAUUUAUUUUUCCCUCAUUUCAUACUGUACAUGAUUCAUGCUGCUAAAUUUUCAAAAGGUCUCAAAUUCUCAUGUCUUUAAAUACUUUAGAGAGAAGUGUUUAAAGUAUAGCUCCAUGUGUAUAAAAUAUUAAUGAAAGUGUCUUAAACUUUUGAUUAACUACAAAAAUAAUGGUGCAUACAUGCAUAAAACUGUUCUGUUCUUGGAAAAUUUCGAAACACUCAUCUCACGCAUCAUUGAUUUUUCUUUUCUUAGCCCCUGUAUUCUUAGACUCGUUGGCAGACUUCUUCCCGAAGUGAUCCAAACUUUUUCCUUCCCUCUUUUUAUCAGAGCCUUCAGAAUGACAAGUUUGAGGUGAUUCAGCCUACAAAACAAUAACAAAGCAAACACUGAUAAAUAUUCACCUAUUCUGCUUUCUCACGAGAUUAAUAAUCCCAAUACUCCUUCUGUGUCAGUUAGCUCUUUAAGUACCCAGUGGUCUGGUUUUUUAUCUUCAAAUUUCUACUCCAAUAUGAGUCCCAACUUGAAGGGAAGGGCCUAUGCCGUCAGGGAAACCCUAAAGAACACUGUAAGUGUCCUGAGACACGACCGUACACAGCAUGCUUUUGUAAGCUGGACAGUAUUUAGUUCAUAACUGCUCAUCCACCUCUGCUGCAGAGGCAGGAUUCUCAACCAACACUGAUCCCAACCAAAGUCAUGAGGGCAGGGCGCAUCACAGAACUGGGUGUUAAGAUGCAGGCUUCACACUCCAGAAGGUUAGAAAACUCUCCCAGUCUCUAUUCAAAGCCUAGUCUAAAUCCUUCCACUUAAUGUCUUCAACACCCAGAUUCUAAGUAGAACACUGACUUAACCUCCUCUUAUGUUCAACUGGACUUAGGAAAGUACUAGUUAAAGGGAAGCACCCACAGACUUCAAUGUAUUUUUAAAAUGCUUGAAAGUUAAGUCAGUUACCUUGAAACAGGGCUGUGUAGACUUCUUUAUUUGCAUAGUAAUAACAUGUGCCUCAUUGUUCAGAAGAUUAGCUUUAGGUCCAAUUUUCAAAUAUGAAAUGGUAGCGUAAGCUGUAAAACUGUAGUCUUCUCUGCAGAAGAUAAAGGCCACCAAUCAGAAAGGUUUUGUGGAGUUACAGAAAACAUACUGAAAUAUAUAAAAAUAAACUGUAAGUGCAAUAAUUUUAAGUAAUACAUUGGUAUGAAAUAAUGUAAGUUAUACUAUAAACACUCAAUUUAUAGAAACUGCUUUUUUUGACAUACAGUCAGUUAUGGUUGGAAUAUAUUAGGUAAAUUUUGUAUAGUGUUUAAAGUUCAAAUGAAACAACCACAAAACCAUUUGUUUUGUUGUAGUUAUAAAAAUGAGAAACUGUCAUAAAGAUACAUCAUGUUUUCUGGAAGAAAAUACCAAUUUUUGAUUCUUGUGAUUGAAUAAACUGUCAUUCUUAUGGUA